CCGGUUCCGGGCCUCCCGGCUGCGCAUGUACUCUGACUUCUACAGGCCUUCUACACGAGGCGACAUGAAGGGCUCUGCGUCCGAAUCUCCCAGUGCCUCGGUCGCUGAGGCGACCACCACCGACGUGCAAGUGACCCCGACCGCUCUUUUACAGCUGGACAGAGAGCAGAUUAGAAAGGCAGUGGAAGUAAUAUCUAAUCGCUCAAAGUCCAAAAAAAACAAUAAUGAAUUGCUGUUGAAUGGGAGCGAAAAUUUAUUUUUAAUGGUGAUAUUAUGGAAAAUUCCAGAGAAAGAACUUCGGGUCAAAGUACCUUUGCCUCAUAGCAUUCUCUCCGAAUCCUCAGAUGUAUGUCUCUUCACAAAAGAUGAAUUCGAUUCACCUGAACAGACAGAAGGUUUCUAUAAAAAGCUUUUGAAAAAACACAGAAUUAACACUAUCUCUCAGAUUAUCCCUUUUAAAACUUUAAAAACAGAAUAUAAAGCCUAUGAAGCCAAGCUCCGCCUCCUGGGUAGCUUUGAUGUCUUUAUUACUGAUUCGAGGAUUCGACGGCAUUUGCCCACACACAUAGGGAGGCAUUUUUAUCAGAGGAAGAAAGUUCCAGUGUCUGUGAACCUUCUGGCAAAGAAUCUGUCCACAGAGAUUAACCGAUGGAUCACAGGGACCGUCUUAAACAUCUCUAAGCGUGGUUCUUGCAGUACGAUCCGUAUUGGUCACACUGGAAUGGAGACUGAGCACAUCGUUGACAACAUCCUAGCUGUCUCAGAAAUGCUUUCAGAAAAAUUGCCAGAGAAAUGGCAGAGUGUGAAACUGUUGUUCCUGAAAACUGAGAAGUCGGUUUCCCUGCCCAUCUUUUCUUCAUUUGUCACAUCUCAGGAUGAAAACGCUGUUUCCUUCCGUAGUUUGAGGAAGCAAGAACUAAAGAAGAGAAAGCAUGAAAAUGCAAAGUUGAAGAAGAAGAGCAAAAUGUUAAAGAAGAAGUCCAAGAAGGCUGCAUCUCUUUCAACUCAGAGUGGGUUAGCUAGUAGUGCUCCAGCGAAGGGCCCAGGAGCCCAGAAGAAAAAGACCAACAAGGCACACACAAAGCAGAAAGUUACAGAGGAAUGUGAAGAAACAAUUCCACAACUGGUACCAAUAGGAGAGACUCCAGAUAAAGAAAAUGUAAAGGUAUUAAUAGUGAUUAUAUUUAUAGUAGCUGCUGUGUUUCAGGCAAAAACUGCUAGGUGAUGCGGGUGGGGUCCAUGCCUUUACUCCAGCACUUGUGAUCCAGAGGUAGGAGGGUCUCUGCAUUUGAGCCUGGACUACAGAGUGACUUCCAGGACAGCCAGGGCUACACAGAGAGAAACACUGUCUCAGAGGGGGGAAAGUAAAAGUAAAGAGUGCUAAGUAAUGGAAAAGUUGAGAGUUAAUUCCAGGAACCAGAAAGGCAGAUUCUGGUUUACUUACUUUAGCAUCUUGAGUAAUCUGAAAGGCCUGUGCUACUUGACAAUAGGGCAUCUUCUCGACGUGUAUCUCAUGUAGAUGUCAUUGACAGGACAUACAAAGUAUCUAUCAGUCCAUGUGACUUCUCAGUGCUCUGAUGUCAGCACACAGUGUGGCUGCUGCUAACACAAUACAACCUACUGGUAUAAUGUUUCUAAUAUUGAAGUAGGAGUAUACUCUAAAGGCUACACAUGUGCCUGGAACCUCAGGCUGAGGCACCAGCAUUAUCACUUUGAACCCAACCUGAAAUACAUGCUGCGUUCCAGCCAGGUAAGACCCUGUCUCAAAAGGAAAGAAAGUUUGUCUGCUGCUGGAA
Messenger RNA from Mus caroli (Ryukyu mouse), 1796 nucleotides. The record is from RefSeq and is a predicted model, not a curated record. NCBI's taxonomy places the organism in Eukaryota, Metazoa, Chordata, Mammalia, Rodentia, Muridae.